AUGCUACGUAGCGUAUCCUAUUCCGGCUGCCAUCUGACAUCAAUGUGACUUCUUCUCAUUUACCCAAGUUGCGCAAUGUUCACAUUACUGUGGAUGCCGCAAGUACCGAGCGAGGCUUUCACAUGUCCGUCGGCCCUACCUAGGUAGCCUCCAUACAUCCAGUGACCGCAUCAUAUGUUGAAAGCCUCACGCGAGCUGCGCACACUGACACUGCAUGCAAAACCUCCAUAAUCUACACUCAACCCAUCCAGACAGGUUUGCGACGUGUAUAAAGACGAGGCACGUACUUUGUAGCCCCAACCGUAGCUGCCUUAUGACGCAGUUCUGGAGGAGCUAAGCACUGCAUGGCAGCACUAGACACACCCUGGCUAGAGCAUAUGUCCAGCCCUUCAAAGAGCACCAACGAUGCGUCGCCGCAACCCUCCGGCGACCCCAACCCGCCAACUUAUGCCGCCUUCUCGCCCUCUAACAUAGGGCAGGCGACGCCGCAAACAAAGCUCCGAUCCGCUAUACUCGUACAUCAAAAAUCCCCACUGCUUGCUGCGACGCCGCCGCAGGUCACUCGAGUCCUUGCAUAUUCGCAUCCGUUCCUUCUGCCUCUGAACAAACUGGCUGGGCUGAUAACAUGGACGACUGCCGACCCGUGGGAGAGCUUCAUACUGGUCGCCAGCUUCUGGGCAGUAGUAAUGUACGGAGAUGCCGUGACAAGAUAUGCUGGACCUAUUAUUGUAGUGACCAGUUUGAUCUUGGGCAUGUACGCGCGCAGAUACUCGCCACUGUCAUCAACAGGAUGGACGGGGGAGAAAGGUCAGAGCCAGAAGGGUCACAAGCGCGCAGAGUCGGACGUCAACAUCAAACAUCAUAAGAGCUUGGAAGAUAUUGUGGACGACUUAAAGCUGUUCACCUCGCGCUGCAACAUCCUACUGGACCCAUUUCUACGGUUGACGGACUUUCUUUCUACCCAGCGCACUGCAACAUCCGCCACAACACGGCCCGCGCUUACCGUUCUGUUCAUCCGUAUACUCUUUGUUCUACCGCUCUGGAUUGCCUUGAGUCUGCCUCCCCUUUAUAUCCUCACAACGAAACGAGUCGUACUAGCAGUUGGCACGGUAGUCCUCAGCUGGCACUCCCGCCCAGCGCGCGUGACCCGCACUCUUCUGUGGCGCUCACGCACAGUCCGCCGGAUUUGUGUUUUCGUGACUGGUCUGAACUUCGGCGAUGCACCCGUCAAAGGCGCCCAGGCACCCCCUCUUCCUCCUCGAAAGAAGAGUACGCAAGAAGUCGCAGCCUCACUAGUGGCGAAACGACGACCUGAAUCAACAGGGGUACGCUUUACAUUCUCAAUCUACGAGAAUCAGCGGCGAUGGCUCGGCAUUGGUUGGACAUCCUCGAUGCUGGCCUACGAGCGGGCGUCCUGGACAGACGAGCACAUGAAUGCAGUCCCUGACAAGGAACACUUCGAGCUCCCUGAUGUCGACGGCGGUGCAUCACGAUGGCGCUGGGUACAAGGCAGCGAGUGGAAGAUCGAAGUCGGCGAGCAUGACAGUAAAACUUCAAAGGCAGCCAACAAGGAGGAAAUGGGCUGGAUCUACUAUGACAACAAGUGGCGGGACGGCCGCAGAGGCCAAGACGGCUGGGGCCGCUACACGCGCCGCCGCAAAUGGUACCGCUCCGCCGAACUCGUCGAGUGUACGCCCAGCACCGAAAUCACACCCGUACCCACCCCCCGCGCCGAUCCCCUCCAACCCCUCUCCCCAGACCCAAACCACCUCACCCGCCUCUCCUCCAACACCUCCACCUCCUCCAGCCGCGAUCCCACGCUCGUGCCCAGCGAGUACGCGGCCUCUGUUGCGUCGGAGGGCGGCGAUGAUGACGCAGCAAGCACUCAGAGUAAGCGCGGCUGGUUCAAGAAGAAGAAGCGGACUAAGAGCAGCUCGGGCAGUUUGGGCAGGGAGACUGUGGGCAGCGGGGGAACGGACGGGGGCCGCGACCGCGACGAAGACGACAUUGUGACGCCGCUGCAGAGGGCGGCGAGGGAGGAGGAGUGGCGGCUCGGCGAUGAUAUUAGACAACAUUUGGAUAUCUAGGGACCUGCGGGUAUGUUAUGUUUAGUCAAUAUUGUAAUGGGUUGGUCUUUUGGCUGGAACUGGUUUCAUGAGUAUACCCGUUGGUGUUGCGUUGAAUGCGGUUAUAGGUACUGCUACAGAAAGGAACGUCACUUGUAUGUACAGAAAAAGGUCUUGUUCGUUUAUCGUGAUUCAUGCUACAUGCUAUCUUCCCCCUGUCUGUUCCCAAAACGCCACAGAAGGCGCAUGCAUUGUG
Messenger RNA from Boeremia exigua, 2322 nucleotides. Its product is annotated as peroxisomal membrane protein PEX31. The record is from RefSeq and is a predicted model, not a curated record. Gene Ontology annotation, biological process: peroxisome organization. Gene Ontology annotation, cellular component: peroxisomal membrane. The transcript has 3 exons. The coding region runs from base 345 to 2087 and encodes 580 amino acids. Lineage: Eukaryota; Fungi; Ascomycota; Dothideomycetes; Pleosporales; Didymellaceae.